Uranotaenia lowii is the source of this 6414-nucleotide messenger RNA. RefSeq names its product rho-associated protein kinase 1. The transcript has 11 exons. Bases 634 to 4785 code for a protein of 1383 amino acids. Gene Ontology annotation, molecular function: small GTPase binding; ATP binding; Rho-dependent protein serine/threonine kinase activity. NCBI's taxonomy places the organism in Eukaryota, Metazoa, Arthropoda, Insecta, Diptera, Culicidae. Gene Ontology annotation, biological process: mitotic cytokinesis; actomyosin structure organization; regulation of cell junction assembly. The record is from RefSeq and is a predicted model, not a curated record. Gene Ontology annotation, cellular component: cytoskeleton; cytoplasm.
GUCAGUAGAGUGGCAAAUGUCGAAGAUUUUUUCGUAACUUGGAGUAAUCGCCAAAAAUACGCAUCUUUCGGUUGUUCUACGUUUCAAAAUUGUGCUCGAUAUGUAGCACAGGUGCCAGAGUGUCGGUCGACGUCGGAAUAUCGUCCUUUCGAGAGCGAUUUGGGACGAAAAAGUGCAGUUCUUUUUUGUUUGAUGGUGCAUUCUUUUGUUGUUGGAUCUUGUAGAGCAAAACUCAGCAGCUAGCGAAAAGAAGAUCAGCUCAUCCAUUGGCUACGGGUUGCAUGAAAGAAACCGCCUAUCUCGGGGUUUUCAGUAUACCAGAGCGAGAAGGAAUCCGUGAUUCGUGUUUUACCAGAAGAAAGAUUUCGUUUCGAGUAAAAUUUUACUAUUUUCGUGGGUUUUGGGCAAAUAAGAUUGCCGAUCGAUUCGACUCCUAUGCAUUACGUCUGGCCGGUCUGUGCUGGCGGUCCACUAUUGCUGGCCACAGAGCCAGCCCACGGUUGCGAGGUCAAGAAAAAAUAGUGCUCUCAAAAAUCAUCAGCAAGAAGACAAAGUAAAAGAAACUGGAGUGGGAUCCGAACCCUUGUUGAGGGCACUUAGAACAAGACGAUAUUUUCGAAGGAAACUAUCGGAAUGUCUACCCUGAUGGAUGAGGAUCGCCGGAAACGGCUCUUGGCGCUAGAGGAACGCAUCCGGGACCCCGGUAGCAUAGCCAAUCUGGACAGUCUUCUGGACACCGUGACUGCCUUGGUAGCCGACUGUGACCACGACAAUGUUAAGAUUAUCAAAAACAUUGAAACUUAUAUUAAAAGAUAUAAGGAUCUUGCUAGGGAAAUCAAUGAGCUGCGCAUGAAGCCAGAUGAUUUCAUCCCCAUCAAACUGAUUGGCCGGGGUUCGUUUGGUGAGGUCCAGUUGGUGCGGCACAAAUCCUCCAAACAGGUGUACGCCAUGAAGCGUUUGUCUAAGUAUGAAAUGAUAACACGCUCCGACACGGCAUUUUUCUGGGAAGAACGUUACAUUAUGGCCCACGCCAAUUCGGAAUGGAUCGUUCAACUGCAUUAUGCCUUUCAAGACAGUAAGUAUUUGUACAUGGUAAUGGAUUACAUGCCCGGUGGCGACAUCGUAAGUCUGAUGAACAUUUAUGAAAUUCCGGAAAAGUGGGCCAUCUUUUAUACGAUGGAAGUAGUCCUGGCAUUGGACACAAUCCACAAUAUGGGAUUCAUUCAUCGUGAUGUUAAACCCGACAAUAUGCUGUUGGAUAAAUAUGGGCAUCUAAAGUUGGCCGAUUUCGGUACUUGUAUGCGAAUGGGACCGGACGGGUUGGUACGUUCUUCGAAUGCCGUCGGAACACCAGAUUAUAUCAGUCCGGAAGUGCUGCAAUUUCAAGGUGCUCAAGGCGGUUAUGGUCGUGAGUGUGACUGGUGGUCGGUCGGGAUAUUUCUGUAUGAAAUCCUUAUAGGAGAUACACCGUUCUAUUCCGAUAGUUUGGUGGGAACAUACGGUAAGAUUAUGGAUCAUAAAAAUUCCUUACACUUUCCUGAAGAUGCUCCGAUCAGUGAGAACGCCAAAUCAUUGAUUAAAGGAUUCCUAACCGAUCGAACUCAGCGAUUGGGUCGUCACAGCGUGGACGAAAUAAAGUGUCAUCCUUUUUUUCAAAACGAUAUGUGGACCUUCGACAAUUUACGUGAAUCCGUUCCACCAGUCGUUCCUGAAUUGAGCAGUGAUGACGAUACACGUAACUUCGAUGAAAUUGAGAAGAAAAACAGCGUUGAAGCUAACUUUCCUACACCGACCACAUUUUCCGGAGAUCAUAUGCCAUUCAUAGGAUUCACAUACACAGGUGAUUAUCAGCUACUAAGCGGUGGUUCUCAAGAUAACGUUGAUAACAAAACUACAGCUAUCAACUCAUCACACCGGAACCAUCAUCGGCAUCGAUCGUCGAAUAAUGCUGAACUAUUGCGGUUGGAAAAUAUGCUCCAACGCGAACGCAACACUAUUGAAAUGUUGGAAAAACAGGAACGCACCCUGCGGCAACAAAUUGAACUUAUCACUCAACGUGAAACUGAUAUUCAAAACUUGGCCAAUACUUACGAGAAGGAACUGACUAUGUUGAAGCACAACUUUCGGGAAAUACAACGCAAAGCCGACAGUGAACUGGAAGCUCGAAGAAAAACCGAAACCAUGCUUCUGGAAACGAAACAACGUCUCGAUGAGGAAAAGAACAAAAGAACCAGAGAGAUGAACAACAACCAACAGUACAAUGAUAAGAUCAACAUGCUCGAGAAACAACUUGCCGACGUGCAGGAAAAGUACAAGAAUGAAACAGAAAACAGCCAACGUACCAAAAAGCAGCUAGCCGAGCUACGGUUGUCUAAGACGGACGUCGAACAGAAAGCAAACGAUCUUCAGUCUAUGCUAGCCGGUUUGCAAACCGCUCGUGACGUUUUGCAACAAGAAGUAGCAGAUCUACAAACACAGCUCGUACAAGAACGGAAUGCCCGCAUACAAAUGACUGAACUUCAGAAGGAACUUGAUGGGAAAAUCCAUCUUCUCAGCGUCGAUUUGGAAAGAUCGGUGUCACGGGAACAGCAAGUGUUAGUGGACAAUCGCAAUCUGUCUGAUAAAAUCUCCGAAUUGGAAAAAGAGAACGCUUCGAUGGAGUGUGAGCUGAAAGCUGUCCAGAGUCGAUACCAGCAGGAAGUCCGAGCUCACCAGGAAACCGAAAAGUCGCGGCUUUUGAACAACGAAGAGGCUAACAUGCAGGAGGUCAAAGCACUUCAAACCAAACUUAAUGAAGAAAAAGUUGCACGUCAAAAGGCAGAACAAAUGUCUCAAGAAAAGGAGCGUCAGAUUUCAAUGCUUUCGGUUGACUAUCGGCAAAUUCAGCAGCGAUUGCAAAAACUGGAAGGAGAGUAUAGACAGGAAUCGGAGAAAGUGAUUGCCUUGCACAGUCAACUGGAGCAGGAACAGAGCAAAAAGAGUACUUUACUGUCGGAGCUUAGUCUGCAGAGUUCUGAAGUUGCUCAUUUGAAGGCAAAAGAAAUGCAACUGGUGAAGGAGGUACAACAGUUCCGAGAAACGAAACGAAAGUACGAGGAGGAUAUCAUUAAAAUAAAAAAUGCACACAAUGUUGAUAUUUUGCAGAUGAAGGAGUUACAAGACCAAUUAGAAGCGGAGCAGUACUUUUCAAGGCUCUAUAAAACUCAGAGCAACGAAGUUCGCGAAGAGCUGGAUGAAAAGACUAGACAAAUACAGGAAUUGGAAGAAGAACGAAGCUCCGGAAUACACCAACUCCAGAUAGCAAUAGCACGUGCUGAUUCUGAAGCCCUUGCCCGCUCUAUAGCGGAGGAAACUGUGGUCGAUCUGGAGAAAGACAAAACGAUGAAAGAGUUGGAGCUGAAGGACCUUAUCACCAAGCACCGCAACGAACUAGCUACCAAAGAAACCGCUCUAACGUCUCUUAAGGAUCUCGAGACGGAGUUGAAUAAAGAGCUUAACAACAAAAAGUUUGAACUGGAUGAUUUGUGUCAACAGAAUCGUAAGAUGUAUGAUGAGCUCAAUCAUCUGAAGAGCGAACAAGUGGAGAUGGAAAAACUCCGCGUUAAACUGAAGAAUGAGACUAUGUUGAAACAACAGGCCGUGAAUAAACUAGCGGAAAUUAUGAACCGCAAAGACAACAACCUUACAGGAGGUAAGCAAAAGAGCAAGGUGAAUUCAACGGCCGACUUACGGAAGAAGGAGAAGGAAAAUAAACGUCUUCAGCAGGAGUUGGCUGUUGAACGAACAAAAUACGACGAGCUGUGUCUGAAGCACAAUGAAACCAUAAGUCAACUCUCAAAAGAAAUUGAUAUCAAGUGCAGGCUGCAGAUGGAAAUUGAGUGCAAAGCAACCGAAAUAGAACAUCUUCAAAUGAAACUUAACGAAACGGCAUCGCUCUCGUCUGCGGAUAACGAUACGAUGGAAGACAACCAAGAUGCUAUGUUUGAGGGCUGGCUGAGUGUGCCAAAUAAGCAAAACAUCAAGCGUUACGGCUGGAAAAAACAGUUUGUGGUGGUUUCUCCUAAAAGAAUCAUUUUCUACACCUCUGAAACGGACAAACAGAAUACGUGCGAUCCGUUGCUGAUUAUUGAUCUCAGCAAAGUGUUCCACGUACGGCCAGUGACACAGGGUGAUGUGAUCAGAGCAGAUCCGAAGGAGAUACCGCGAAUAUUCCAACUGCUCUAUGCAGGCGAAGGAGAAGCCCGUCGGCCAGACGAGCAGCAGCAAAUAGACAUGAACACGUCGUCCAAGGAUGAGCGGCCGCUUACAAUGCAAUACAAAGGUCACGAAUUCCUUCAAAUCAGUUACCAUAUACCGACUACAUGCGACCUGCCGUCGUGCCAAAAAAAUCUCUGGCAUGUUUUCAAAUCAUUACCCGCAUACGAGUGCAAAAGAUGUCGCUUCAAACUUCACAAGGAACAUGUGGACAACAACAAUCCACUGGCACCGUGUAAGUUGCACCACGAUCCAAAUCACGCCCGAGAAAUGUUGCUGCUGGCGACAUCGACCGAAGACCAGAAUCGGUGGGUCAGCCGAUUGUCGAAGCGUAUCCAGAAAAGUGGAUACAAAGCCAAUUCGACCAAUAAUCUCGGUGGCAGCAGCACUGGAAGCAGCAGCAGCGGAAACGGAGAAGGUAGCAAGAUAUCGCCAAGUCAAUCAACCCGUUCCAAUUACAAGCCGUACGCUGUGAACGUGCAACGGUCCGCGACUCUUCCGGCAAACGCAUCCCUUAAGCAGCAACAGUAGCUGGAAAACGAGGCCAGCGUAACGAAACGAAACCUAGAGGAAUUCGCUCUUCCUAAAGACACAAUAUUUGUGUGUUUGUUUAUAGGACUCUCGACAGCAAAGGGACGAGAAAUCCAAGUCAUCAUCUAACGCUUAGGGUUAUAACGUUUUUUAGACAUUAGUGCAACUACAAUGGACAAUAACGGCACUGGGAUAGGGCCUGGUUGGUGGUGGCUCCUUUGGAAAACAAAUGCUCACAUUUACAAAAAAAAUAAUCGAUUAACAACACAGGAAAGAGGCAGCUCACAAUGCAGGACUGAUAAAGAGGUUGAUUUUUUGCAAAGCUGACAACUAAUCUGAAAGUAAAUCUGAGAAUCUAUGUACCGAUGUAUUCGGCCAUCGUGACUAAUAGAGCAGAAAAUAAUCUGUCGCUUGAUAAACUUUCCUUUCAAACAACAAGACAUUCCUUCAUAGCUUUUAAAGUGCCCUUUAUGCCAGAGCUUAAUUUUCCCGACAUAUUGAACAGCAAAUUCUAACUGAACAAUUGCCUGACUGAUCUACUACUAACUAAACUUUCCAUUUUUGUUUAAUUUGAAUUGCUCCAUUCGAUACAAUUUACUUCCUUGUGCUGACCAUUCACUCUAGCAAACGUACGAAAAGGUGAUUAGGUUUCAAGCCAACUGAUAGGUAAUCAAAAUGCAUGCAAACAUACAUACACGUAUUUAACUAUUCCUAAGUUAUACGUUUUUUAUACGACAUUGAACAAAACAAAACGUAAAACAGUAGCAUUUGAUCUAGUGGUUAUUUUUUUAUAUAAUAUUACUACAUUAACGGAUACUUUCGAGAGGAUUCCGACUCUGUGUACACGAGGAACGAAGCAAAUCUAGCUGGAAUUAUAAAUUCCGUUUAAGAAUGGAUCAUAUCCGUCUAAGUAAAACAACGAUGACUAAACAGUUGCUUUUCCUAAAUGGGCAACCAGAGCAAAAAAAAAACGAAUCUGGUGGAAAUCACGGAUGUGCAUGCGAAUGUUUUAUAUCUAGCAUUUAUAACAGUAAAAUGGAGAAGAAAUAUUGCCCCAAUGCAUCGAAUACUACAAGUAAAUUGGAACGAAGUAAAGCACGCUGCAAGGAUAAAUCUUGUACAAUGUUAAAGAAACAAACACAAAAUGAAAAAAUCGUUAUCAGAAAGAUUUUAUAUAUUUAACAGAUUUUUUUAAAAUCUUAAUAAUCCGUUUUUAUUAUGUAUAGUUAAACAAUUAUUUCAUUACUAGGAUUAGAAAGAACAGAAAUCAGCAUCAACCUAUAAACCAACUAAAGUGCCUUUUAAAAUUCUACACAGCAGCAGCGCGAAUGUAACAUUACUUCAAAAACAAUAUAUUAAUACUGAUAAUAGUGAUAUAAAUCAAUUUCAUUAACCACAUUAAACGAACCGAAUGGAAAAGCCAUCUCUGCUAUGUGUUUCGCAACUGAUUCGUAUUAUUUUACAACAACAAACAAGAAAAAAAAAACAGAGCGAGGCAAUCAAUUUCUCAGACGAUUCAAACGAGCAUUGAGCGGUGAAGCUGAUUUUUUUUUGGGAAAAACACUCUUUGGAGUCAAGAAAUAGAUUGUUUCGUUGAAUAAAACAAAGGAAGGAUAUUUUUGUAAAUGA